GACGCGUCUGGUCACUGAGCUGCUGGUGCGCACCCGAGAUGCAACAGGACGCAGCGCGCUUCUCCACUGCCUCCUGCGCACACCGCGGCGCGUAAGCUCGUGCCCACAUGAACCCUCGAGUCUCCAGCUCCUCCGGCAUGCAAUGGAUUAACCGGAGAGAUAUGACUGUCCGCAUGGAGGACAGCAUCACCUUGUGCCACCGGGCUCUCCAAAUCGUGACGGAACUUUGCCGGACUGGACACGUUGACCGGGAGAAAUGUUCGGAUAUAUUCCCGCUGGACAGCAACAUACCAGGUAAAGGAUACGCAGACCUCUCUAUCAGUCUCCUUGCUGUGGUGGUGGGUUUCUGUGGCCUCGCCCUGUUGGCAGUAUCUCUUUUUGUCUUUUGGAAGCUCUGCUGGCCCUUUUGGAGGAGCAAGGCGUUGUCUAUACACACUGCAAAUGGCCUUCAUGUUGGUUUCCCUGAGGCCCCAGCACCCAACAGCCCCACUGUCACCCAGUGCAAAGAGGCAGAGCUGGAAAAGAAGCACCCGGCGGAGGUCAGGAUGAACGGACGGAGCUCAGUCAAGCUCCUGGAGGCGGCGAUGAAGAUCAGCCAGACGUCGCCGGACAUCCCCGCGGAGGUGCAGACAGCUCUGAGGGAGAAGCUCAGUCAACAGGCUAAGAUCCAGAGACAGACCACAGAGCCAACGUCCUCCUCCAGGCACAAUUCAUUCCGGCGCCACCUUCCUCGACAGGUGAAUGUCACCAGCUUCGACUUCAGCAUGGACAAGGUACCACUCCGCCAGUCUUCAACUGCGAGCAUCGGGAGAAUAAAGCCAGAACUUUACAAGCAAAAGUCAGUGGACUCUGAGGAUGAGUCCAAAGAGCCAGUGGAGACUUGCGGAAAGCUCAGUUUCUCCCUGCGGUACGACUAUGAAGAGCAGGCGCUGGUGGUGAAAAUCCUGAAGGCCUUAGAUCUGCCUGCGAAAGACUUUACUGGCACCUCCGACCCAUAUGUGAAGAUCUAUCUGCUCCCUGAGAGGAAGAAGAAGUUCCAGACCAGAGUCCACCGCAAGAACCUGAACCCCACUUUCGAUGAGAGCUUCUGUUUCCCCGUGACCUACGACGAGCUUUGCAACCGCAAGCUGCACUUCAGCGUGUACGACUUCGACCGCUUCACUAGCCACGACAUGAUUGGGGAGGUGGUUGUGGACAACCUUUUUGAACUUUCGGAUCUGUCCAGGGAGGCUGUGGUGUGGAAGGAUAUUCAUGCAGCAACAACGGAGAGUGUUGACCUGGGAGAGAUCAUGUACUCGCUGUGCUACCUCCCCACGGCGGGAAGAAUGACCCUCACAGUCAUCAAAUGCAGGAACCUCAAAGCCAUGGACAUCACAGGCUCUUCAGACCCUUAUGUGAAGGUUCACUUGAUUUGUGACGGACGAAGGUUAAAGAAGCGAAAAACCACCACCAAAAAAAGCACACUUAAUCCCGUCUACAACGAGGCCAUCAUCUUCGACAUUCCUCCGGAAAACGUGGAACAAGUCAGCCUCUCUAUCUUAGUGAUGGAUUACGAUCGAGUUGGACACAAUGAGGUGAUCGGUGUGUGUCGCACUGGCCCGGACGCCCAGGGUUUGGGGAGAGAUCACUGGAACGAGAUGCUGGCCUACCCACGAAAACCCAUCACCCACUGGCAUGCUCUCGGAGAGUGGCCUGGGAGAGGCGCCAGCUUUGAGAGCCAAGGGUCGUGUCCGUCCCCCAAACAUCCAAAGACGCCCUGAAAUGAAGGACGUGAAGUCUCUUGUGAGCAUGAUAUGUAGAAAGUACAUUCUAUCCAACACAUUUUGUAUGUUUACCUACAAGUGUUGUAAAAAAAAAUUGUGUUGUAAUGAUGUUCCUAAAUAGAAUUGCCUAUGCACUCUAGUCGCUGCCCUGUAGUUCAGCUUUUGUUCCCUCAUGUCCACACUCUCUCACCGAGGGAGCUUGUCAGUCAAUGCUCAUCAACCUUUUCAAUAUUGCAACCACCAUUUAAUAAGUUACCUUCUGUGAAAUGUCAGGGUGUGAAAGGGCUACGCGGCUCUUGGCACAGUUCUCCAACAGGCUACGGUCCAGGAAGAGUACAACGGUGCAGUCACAUGUACAGCUGAUGUAGCAAACAAAGCUGAGGAAUGCUUAGAAAAUAGACAUUUCAUGUGAAAUAGCAGACAAAGGAUUCGAUUCCUGAUUCCAUGCUGGUCGUGAAAAUACAGAAGAACAAAAUGAUGCCAUAUUUUCCCAGAAAAAAAAGGUAUUCUGCUCUCCAUCUAUGCAUUUACCACAUCACAAUUGAUUCAGAUGUUUAUCUUGACCCCCCUGUCAGGUGAGGCUGUAGCCUAGCAACCGCUCCUAUGCACAUUGGUGUCCCUGCUAAUUGAAGAUGUGGCAUCCCUCCUUUCUAUAAUGAAAGACGCGUGUAUAAAAGCAAAAGGAAGAACCUCAAACAUUUGACAAAUAGGAGUUGGGGGGAGGGAAAUAGGAGAGACAUUCUGUUCUGCGUCUUGAUCCGAUAUCAAUUGGAUGUCAGAAAACACUCAGAAUUGAUGUGAAAAGAGGGCCUCCAUGAAUCGCUCCUUGUUUUCUCAUCUAAGUUACAAGUUGUCUUUGCAUCUGUUAAACGUGUUCUUCUGUCAGAUUCACCAUCUGAUCUUCUUGGAAGGAAGAAAGCUCUUUUGUGAGAGAGAGAACGUCUCGAUUGACUUGCAAGGUUGAGAAAUGUUCCACGUUCUUCUAUAGUUCAUAAGUGUGUUCUAGAGCAAAAAUUGUGCUUUUACUUAAGUUCUAAAACAUGAUCAACAAUAUUUUAGUCGGUCAAAUAUGAAUGAACUGAAGAGGGAGUUCCUGAGGAACCUCCAGCUUUUCACACUACCAACAGCUUCCAGUUCAGUAUCAGAGCCAGGACCAUGUUGUUGGACUGGAAUUGUUUUCAAUCAGAGUGUAGUUGCAAAGGAGAUUCAUUGUCUCAAUUGCAAAAUGAAGACAUCAGAUGUGAUGUCAGGACCUAGAUUAUGAAACCGCGGUCACCCUGGGUGCCGGCUAAUAAACCGAUAGCACUCGCACACACACACACACAAUGAGCUUUCUCAUUGCCAUAAUGCUUUCCCCAGCCUCGCCUGACCAUCCAAAACUUAAGGCUGACCUUAACCAGGACUGUGAACCGAACUUGAUAACAAUGACCUAGGAUAAACAAGUGCACACAUACACACAAAGAAAACAUGAUCGCAAAAAUGCUGUACAGUUUGCAUCAAUAAGUGGGGUCUGGCUACCAGCACACGUUUAUCACUCAACACUCUAUCACUCUUUUCAGAAGCACGUAGGUGAUGAUUUACAGCAGUGACUGAUGUUUGCCUUCAAUAACUAACAUAGCAACUAUUCAAAACGGCUGUGUACUGUUAUAUUACUUUGCACAAGCAUAUAAUAAUGCGUCAAUCCCUGUGUGAUGCCAUUAAUGUUGAAAAAAAAAAAGGCUAUUUUGAAUUGUAGCAUGCUUCUGACUCACUGCGGAAACUGUCAGUCAUGAAUAUGCGUUUGAAUUUUCAAACAUUGUGUUUACACCUGUACAUAUUACCAAGUGGAAAAUGACGUCAUGAAAACAAAGACAAUGUGUUUCUAUUGUUUGGUGACGCGUGUCUAUGGAUCCAGUUGUGUAAUACUUGUGGACAACUGGUGGAGCCAGUGAAAACAACUGUAUGACGUUUCACAUUUUGGCAGAUUCUCUUGUCGAACCGCAUCUGUCAUGAUGUGUACAGUUUGUGAUAACUUUUGUAACAUUGAAAGUCAAUAUUUGGAAUAUAGUUAAUUGUAUCCGUUUCCUAUGUAGUUUGAAAAAAAUAAAAUGUUUACAGAAUUGUUUUCAUGGGUGUCACUUCAUUGGCGUCCAAGUGAGGUCAAGACGAAAGGCA
This is a messenger RNA of Synchiropus splendidus (mandarinfish), 3917 nucleotides long. It is a transcript of the gene syt10, whose product is annotated as synaptotagmin X. Gene Ontology annotation, molecular function: syntaxin binding; clathrin binding; phosphatidylserine binding. Gene Ontology annotation, biological process: regulation of dopamine secretion; calcium-ion regulated exocytosis; cellular response to calcium ion. NCBI's taxonomy places the organism in Eukaryota, Metazoa, Chordata, Actinopteri, Syngnathiformes, Callionymidae. Bases 108 to 1760 code for a protein of 550 amino acids. Gene Ontology annotation, cellular component: membrane. The record is from RefSeq and is a predicted model, not a curated record. The transcript has 7 exons.